CCUCCAUCUAUCUGCAUCACCAACAUAGUAACAUCACCCACCCGCCACGAUGUUACGCCAAAUGUAAGCUCUCAAUCCCAAUCGCAUUCUCCCCCUCUCCUUAUACCCCAAACUAACCACAUAAAAAAAGCAAACCCCGCAACGCCCGCAGCAAACGCGCCCUCGACAAAAAAGCCCCCAAACCCGUCGAGAACCCCAAAACAACCCUCUUCCUCCGCUACACAACCUGCUCCCAACUAAUCCAAGACGCCAUGACAGACCUCUACCAACUGCGCAUCCCACUCGCCAAAAAGUUCACCAAGAAGAACCCCAUCCACCCCUUCGAAGACGCCAGCUCGCUGGAAUUCUUCUCCGAAAAAAACGACGCCUCAAUCCUCGUCUUCGGAUCAUCAAACAAGAAAAGACCACAUUCAUUAACCCUGACACGAACAUUCGGCUACAAAGUUCUGGAUAUGUUAGAACUAUAUCUGGAUCCGGAGAGCUUUAGAAGUUUGGCGCAAUUCAAGAACAAGAAAUGCGCCGUGGGAUUGAAACCGAUGCUUUUAUUCUCCGGGACGCCAUUCGAAGGCCCGUUAACCGACGAAUACACCAUGAUCAAAUCAUUCUUCACGGAUUUCUUCAAAGGCGAGCCCGCGGACAAAGUAGACGUCGAGGGAUUACAAUACAUGGUCUCCAUCGCCGCGCGCGAACCCGUAGAAGGAGAGGAGUCCAAACCAUCUAUUCAUCUCCGCGUCUACUUAAUCAAGACCAAACGAAGUGGCCAAAAAUGCCCUAGAGUAGAGGUCGAAGAAAUGGGCCCAAGAAUGGACUUCCGCGUCGGCCGCGUGAAAGAAGCGGAUGAAUCAAUGCUCAAGGAAGCCCUCCGAAAAGCUCGCACCACCCAGGAACGACCCAAGAAGAACAUCUCCACCGAUAUCGUGGGUGACAAGAUUGGAAGGAUACAUUUGGGCAAACAGGACUUGAAGGAGUUGCAGACGAGGAAGAUGAAGGGUCUCAAGCGAAGUCGGGAUGUGGCUGAUUCCGAGGAUGAGGAUAUGAUGGAUGUUAUCAGUGAUGAUGAGGAACCGGUUAAGAAGCCGAAGAAGGCUUAAGUAAUUUCAUGAGUAGAUUGCAUUGGGGCGGAGUCUUGGAGUUUGGAGUGUUGUGAGGAGGAAAAUUACUUGUGGAUUGUAUGUUGGUGUUAACCAUCAAUUAAAAGAGCAUUAAAUCAGAAAAUGCGUAAGCGUGUUAAAU
Molecule: messenger RNA, 1233 nt
Organism: Hymenoscyphus albidus
Lineage: Eukaryota; Fungi; Ascomycota; Leotiomycetes; Helotiales; Helotiaceae
Source: the annotation of a GenBank genome assembly